CUGCCAGCAUGACAGGAAGCUUGGAUCAGUUCAGUUGAUCUAGGAUUUUAGUGGGUUGUCAGGUUUGGUGGGCGGCAUCCACCAGUCAGAAGAGAUAAUCGCUGUCAAACCAAAUGACAGUUCUCUUCUAGACUAUUUCACGGACUCUGAAAGGACUGGUGAGAAAAUCCCACCAUGAUUGGAGGGUUGUUUGUGUACAACCACAAGGGGGAGGUGCUAAUCUCACGUGUGUACCGAGAUGAUAUUGGACGAAAUGCUGUGGAUGCAUUCCGUGUCAAUGUCAUCCAUGCAAGACAACAAGUCCGCUCUCCAGUUACCAACAUUGCCCGUACAUCCUUCUUCCACAUCAAGCGUGCAAAUAUCUGGUUGGCUGCAGUAACCAAGCAAAAUGUUAAUGCCGCAAUGGUCUUCGAAUUUCUCCUGAAGAUUGUUGAUGUCAUGCAAUCAUACUUUGGAAAGAUCUCUGAAGAAAACAUCAAAAACAACUUUGUUCUCAUCUAUGAACUUCUUGAUGAAAUCUUGGACUUUGGCUAUCCUCAAAACUCUGACACAGGAGUGCUGAAGACUUUCAUUACACAGGCUGGUAUCAAGUCCCAGACCAAAGAGGAACAAGCCCAGAUCACUUCUCAAGUGACUGGGCAGAUUGGAUGGCGUCGCGAAGGAAUCAAGUAUCGCCGCAAUGAGCUUUUCCUUGAUGUUCUUGAAUAUGUGAAUCUCCUCAUGUCUCCUCAGGGUCAAGUCUUGUCUGCACAUGUCGCCGGAAGAGUGGUAAUGAAGUCCUACCUCUCAGGAAUGCCAGAGUGCAAGUUUGGAAUCAAUGACAAGAUUGUAAUGGAAGCCAAGGGCAAAUCUUUGGUGACCAGUGGAGGCGGUGGUCUUGGUGGAGCCGAUGACCCAGCUCGUUCUGGAAAGCCUGUCGUGGUUAUAGAUGAUUGCCAGUUCCAUCAAUGUGUCAAGCUUUCUAAGUUCGAAACAGAGCAUGCCAUCAGUUUCAUACCCCCAGAUGGCGAAUUUGAACUUAUGCGGUACCGAACAACUAAAGAUAUUUCACUGCCCUUCCGAGUAAUACCAUUAGUACGCGAAGUUGGCCGCACUAAAAUGGAGGUCAAAGUUGUUCUCAAAAGCAAUUUCAGACCAGCAUUGCUAGGUCAGAAGAUUGAAGUUAAGAUCCCCACACCUUUGAACACUUCUGGGGUGCAGUUGAUUUGCCUCAAAGGAAAGGCAAAGUACAAGGCGUCUGAAAAUGCCAUCAUGUGGAAGAUUAAGCGGCUUGCUGGAAUGAAAGAAACUCAACUAUCGGCUGAAAUUGAAUUGCUGGAAACUGAUACUAAAAAGAAGUGGACAAGACCUCCAAUUAGCAUGAACUUUGAGGUACCAUUUGCUCCAUCUGGCUUCAAAGUUAGAUACCUGAAGGUGUUCGAAUCCAAACUGAACUACUCUGAUCAUGAUGUUGUCAAGUGGGUGAGGUAUAUUGGGCACAGUGGGUUGUAUGAAACUCGAUGCUAACUGGAAUAGUAAGAGAUUCAGAAACAACUUUGCCUGUCCCUAUUUACUUAUGUUUAUUUUUUUGCCAUUGUAAUCAUUCCCAGUCACUUUAUCAAGAUAAGUGUGUAAGCAGUUCUUUGUAAGAAUGUGUUUUAAAAUUUGCUGAAGCAAAGUUGUUUUUAAUCUUCGUAAUGGAGCAUUGUAUGUUACUUGUGUGGCUAUUUGCUCUCUAGUUGAAAAUGUGCAAUAAUUUUGUUGAUUGAGCUGUAUGCCGUUUUAUUGAAGGCUAAGAGAUCUGUGAAGGCAUGUAUUAAUAUUGUUUCAUCUACGUCUCUGGCAGAAUUUUAGUCAAAUGUUUAUGCUUGUGAUAGCCAUGAAUGAAUGUCAUGUUAUUCAUAGUAACAUUUUUGAACCAAACGUACUACACUAUUUUGGGGUUUGAAUCAUUUAAUCCAGUGAUAUUCAAAUGCAAAGUAUCAUGUGGUCAGUCCUUAUUUGGUACUGAACCAAAGUGAUUUUAUUGAGUAUUGAAGCUAUUGAGCUUGUUUUUCGUUUUUCUAGAGGUGUUAAAGUUGUAAAUGUGAACAUAAUCAUAUUCCUAUUUGUAGAUAAACAUAUGUACACAAAGUAUAUAAAUAUCAGUGUUAAAAUUUGAACUUGAUGUUUCUCAGGAGUGAACUGAAAAUAAACUUUUGAACCACCA
Molecule: messenger RNA, 2188 nt
Organism: Thrips palmi
Lineage: Eukaryota; Metazoa; Arthropoda; Insecta; Thysanoptera; Thripidae
Gene: AP-2mu
Product: AP-2 complex subunit mu
Exons: 8
Coding region: 175-1506 (443 amino acids)
Biological process (GO): clathrin-dependent endocytosis; intracellular protein transport
Cellular component (GO): cytoplasmic vesicle; AP-2 adaptor complex
Molecular function (GO): clathrin-cargo adaptor activity
Source: RefSeq, a predicted model, not a curated record